AUGCUUGGGGCCCGCGGAAGUAUAAGAAAAGGCGAAAAUCUCGUCAGAGGCCGUCUCUUAUGGAACUGGUCGUCAUCAAAUGAUCUCGUCAGAUAUAAUACGCAUGUUGAGACGUUACUACCAAGAAAGGGGGAUGUGUUCAUUCAGUGGGGCGAUACCAUCUCCAACAGCUGCAAAACCGCCAAACUCGAUUUUGAGCUGGAUCCCCGACUUAUCGUUGUCGGAGGCAGUGGUGACUGCAAAAUGCCAUCUGAACGGGCUCCUUGUUCAUGGGCCCAUGAUGUCGCAAACCGAAAUCGCUCGUCUAUACGUCCGGUCGUUCGGAUAUUGGGCCUGAACUGUAUUGUCUACACUCGGUGGGAUGGAAGAGAUCCUGUGAAGAUUUCGUGGGCAAGCUUCCAGGUCGUGCCUUUGUCCUUCAUCUCACUGGUGAGCACGGAGAUCAACCCAUUGGUCCGUCUCAGCCAGGCGAGCGAUACAUCCGUUUGGCAUGCCAAGAUCUACUUGCCUAACUGUGCGGCUGCAUCGCCCGCUAACUAUUUCCUUCGCUUCUUGCUGGUCAAUUACUUUGAAUCGGUUGUGGCGAAUUCACCAGGAUGA
Radiomyces spectabilis is the source of this 600-nucleotide messenger RNA. RefSeq lists its product as uncharacterized. Bases 1 to 600 code for a protein of 199 amino acids. The record is from RefSeq and is a predicted model, not a curated record. NCBI's taxonomy places the organism in Eukaryota, Fungi, Mucoromycota, Mucoromycetes, Mucorales, Radiomycetaceae. The transcript is spliced from 5 exons.